This is a messenger RNA of Arachis duranensis, 1394 nucleotides long. RefSeq names its product chalcone synthase 6. The coding region runs from base 59 to 1228 and encodes 389 amino acids. Gene Ontology annotation, molecular function: acyltransferase activity, transferring groups other than amino-acyl groups. The record is from RefSeq and is a predicted model, not a curated record. Lineage: Eukaryota; Viridiplantae; Streptophyta; Magnoliopsida; Fabales; Fabaceae. Gene Ontology annotation, biological process: polyketide biosynthetic process. The transcript has 2 exons.
GUCAAUCCAUCUCUCUUAGCUUAACUUGCAGUGUAGUGUUUCCUUAAGCUAAGAAAAGAUGGUGAAUGUAUCUGAGAUUCGCAAGGCUCAAAGGGCUGAAGGCCCUGCAACUAUAAUGGCUAUUGGCACAGCAACACCACAAAACUGUGUUGAUCAAAGCACUUAUCCAGAUUAUUACUUCAGAAUCACUAACAGCCAACACAUGACCGAACUUAAAGAGAAGUUUCAACGCAUGUGCGACAAAUCAAUGAUCAAGAAGAGAUAUAUGUACUUAACGGAAGAGAUCUUGAAAGAAAACCCAAACAUGUGCAAAUACAUGGCACCAUCGCUGGAUGCAAGGCAAGACAUGGUGGUUGUGGAGGUUCCAAGGCUGGGAAAAGAGGCGGCAACGAAAGCCAUAAAGGAGUGGGGUCAACCAAAGUCAAAGAUAACACACUUGAUCUUCUGCACCACAAGCGGCGUUGACAUGCCCGGCGCCGAUUACCAACUGACGAAACUCUUAGGCCUCCGUCCGUCCGUGAAGAGGUACAUGAUGUACCAGCAAGGCUGCUUCGCUGGCGGCACGGUGCUCCGUUUGGCGAAGGACUUGGCGGAGAACAACAAGGGUGCUCGUGUGCUGGUGGUUUGUUCUGAGAUAACCGCCGUGACUUUCCGCGGUCCAAGCGAAACACAUUUGGAUAGUCUUGUUGGGCAAGCAUUGUUCGGUGAUGGCGCUGCUGCACUCAUUGUUGGUUCCGAUCCUCUGCCUCAGAUCGAGAAGCCUGUCUUCGAGCUUGUUUGGACUGCUCAGACUCUCGCUCCCGACAGCGAAGGCGCCAUUGAUGGCCACCUUCGUGAAGUUGGACUCACAUUCCAUCUUCUCAAGGAUGUUCCUGGCAUUGUUUCCAAGAACAUUAACAAAGCACUCACUGAAGCUUUUGAUCCCCUGGGAAUCUCUGAUUACAACUCCAUCUUCUGGAUUGCUCACCCUGGUGGCCCUGCAAUCUUGGACCAGGUUGAAGACAAGCUCAAGUUGAAACCUCACAAGUUGAGAGCCACACGUGAUGUUCUUAGCGACUAUGGAAACAUGUCCAGUGCUUGUGUCCUCUUCAUCUUGGAUCACAUGAGAAACAAAUCACUUCAACAAGGCCUUCAAACCACCGGUGAAGGUCUUGAAUGGGGUGUCUUGUUUGGCUUUGGACCUGGCCUCACUAUUGAAACUGUAGUUUUGCAUAGUGUGGCUAUAUAACAAGAAGAAGGGGGAGGAGCGUCCUUUAAUCAAUUCCUGCUACUUAUUUAUGAUUUAGUUUGAUUAUUAAUAAUUGAUUAUUGCGUGCGACCACAAGUCUUUCAAUUUUAUUGUGUAAGCAAAUUAAAGGAAUAGAAAAAUACUCAAAUCACAUCAUUGUGGAAAU